AUGAGCGAAGCCAACUCAACAGCAACGGAUACGGGAGCCCUAGUCAUUCCUGCAUUGGAUGAUACACUCGGUGCUCUAUACAUUGGUAUUCUAUUAUGGGGUGUUGCCUCUUUACAGCUGUUCUAUUACUUCACGCGCUUCCCUCGUGACAGUUGGAGUACCAAAGUCUUGGUACUUGUUGUCUGGGGACUCGACACUAUUCAUCAAGGCAUGAUCUCACAUGCAGGAUAUAUUUACACCAUAAAGCAAUAUGGAAACAUAUCCUUCGUUUCUCAUGUCGAGUUAACGCUUGAGUUAAUGAUUCUGAUAAGCGGCAUAAACUGCUUGAUUGUCCAAAUUUUCCUAGUAAAUCGGGUGUGGAAGCUCAGCCAAGGUAACAAAUGGCUGGUAAUCUAUCUCAUGAUCACAGUUCUUGCUGCAUUCAGCUUUAUUACCUCAUAUUUUGCCAAAAGUAUCGAAGGAAGCACAUUCUCAAAUGUGAAAUCACGGGAAUGGCUUGGGCGAGCAAGUGAAAGCCUUGUCGUGAUAUCUGACUUCUCAAUUGCUGGCUCACUCAUUUACUACCUUCAACGCUCUCGUACCGGAUUCAGAAAGACGGAAACAAUGGUCAACAGAUUAACCAUUCUUACAGUUAACACUGGGCUUUCGACGAGUAUUGUAGCAACGCUUACGCUCAUAUUUUUAUCUGCCUACCCGCAUAAGUAUAUUUAUACUGCGUGUUUUGUGAACAUUAGCAAAUUGUAUACGAAUGCAUUCCUCGCAACCUUGAAUAGUAGGAGAAGCUUCCAGGAGGACGAAAGCGAAAGGACAGAAGAAUUGCAAUCAAUUGCCUUAUCUAAGCUCCGGAAUAUUGUUCGUGGACGAGGGACGAGGGACGAUUUAGAAGGACGAGCACACGUCCUUUCUAUACAGGUACAGACUGAUACUACGUUUAGUAGGGAGAAUACAACUGGAAAGGACUCGAAACCUGAUAUUCUUGAUAUUACCCCGGAAGUAGCAGAAAAGGGCACCUCUAAGGUGGAUGUAUAA
This is a messenger RNA of Fomitiporia mediterranea MF3/22, 1029 nucleotides long. RefSeq lists its product as uncharacterized. The record is from RefSeq and is a predicted model, not a curated record. NCBI's taxonomy places the organism in Eukaryota, Fungi, Basidiomycota, Agaricomycetes, Hymenochaetales, Hymenochaetaceae. Bases 1 to 1029 code for a protein of 342 amino acids. The transcript is spliced from 14 exons.